Molecule: messenger RNA, 953 nt
Organism: Heterotrigona itama
Lineage: Eukaryota; Metazoa; Arthropoda; Insecta; Hymenoptera; Apidae
Source: the annotation of a GenBank genome assembly
AGAGUACAAAUCGAUGCGAUCGAUCCUUUGGAUUGUUCGGCUAAUGAUCGAAGGGAAAAGGGAUCAACAGAAGGAUAGUGGGAAAGGUGACUGGUGGGGUUGAACCUCGUGGAUUGGCUGCGCGUUACGCGAUUUGCCGCCGAGGGGAUGCGCCAGAGGGUUGCCUUCCCAGGUAUAUAUACUCCCGUCCUGCAGUGCGAGCGGCCGAUUCGAUUUCAACUUCUGAAUAUUCCGACGGGAUACGGGAAUUUUUUGUCGUCUCAGCGGACUCGAGAUCGUGACUUUUGACGAGAAGAAUGCAUUCGCGUUCGAAUAGCAUCUGCUUGUAUCUCGUGCUUUUUAUUUUUGGAGCUGUCGUUGUUCAUGGUGAACCGGACCCGAUGGCCAGACCAACUCGGCCAGAAAUAUUUACAAGUCCGGAAGAACUGAGACGAUAUCUCGAUCAUGUUAGUGAUUAUUACUCUCACAGUGGGAAAGCGAGGUACGGGAAAAGGGGACACGUUGUACCAUCUGUACCAGACGUGAAUUAUGUUUGGGACACGAUGAAAACAGUCCUGAUGGAGAAUUCUCAACGAUCGCAGCAACCGAAAUUCGGAAAGAGGAAGCAGGAAGAGAGCCGAUUUCUUGGCGAGCUGGGAAACUAUGAUUCUACCGAGGAGGACACUUCACGGACCGACACUAGACCCUGUCACGUAUUAGACACAAUUGAAAAAUACUACGGUGACUUGCAAUAAAAAAAUACUUUGCAUGUUCCGUGCCCUGUUCACGACGCCCAAUUGUCAUUCAAAUUGUCUGUCACUUAUUUCGUUUAAAUUGCUUGUCAACGUUGUAACAAAGAAAUAAUUAUUCUCCUAGUGAACAAGUUCCCGAUUAGAGAUAAGCCUUUUUCGAAUUGGAACAAGGAUGAAGGUGACGACUUGCACGUGUGUCAAUUGAAAGUAAACAACAAGUAU